Mustela erminea (ermine) is the source of this 981-nucleotide messenger RNA. RefSeq lists its product as uncharacterized. NCBI's taxonomy places the organism in Eukaryota, Metazoa, Chordata, Mammalia, Carnivora, Mustelidae. The transcript is spliced from 5 exons. The record is from RefSeq and is a predicted model, not a curated record. Bases 1 to 876 code for a protein of 291 amino acids.
AUGGAGCAAACAAGACCGCACGAGAAGCCCAUACACGGCCUGCUGACUCCUUUCGUGGAAGCCCUGCUGAGAGCGGCGAGGGACAUCCCAGGGGGACCAGCUGGCCAGGCCCAUUCCGGAGCCUCUCCCACCGGCCAAGGGGUACCUUUAUCACAAAGCCCAGACGGCAGCAUUGCCCGGAGCGACUCUCGAGGACGACAAGCAGAGCUCUCAGCGCCAGAGGGAGGACGGGCUGGCGGCAGCCGCUGUUUCCGUGGCUCUAUCUGGAAGACAGAAAGCAGAAGAUUUGGAGGCUUUUACAGCUGGGAGGACUCAAGGUCAGCCACAUGGUCCUCCAGCGCCUCAGCUAUCACCUUCGCAUUCUGCCCUGCAGAGCCGCAGAGCGGCCAGCGCCCGGCGCGGAGGAGGAGUGGUGGUCGCCUCUGGUAUCCUGGGCACUACGCCGAGAAGUGCAGUCGAUGCGGCCACCAGCUGCCUGGGGUUGACAGGGCGCGGGUGCCCACAACCCUUCACCCUUUAAGAGCCGCUAGACCUCGUUCAGUCGUGUUUCCGGCAAGUAUCUAUCGAAUGCCUGCUGUGCACCUGUUGCUGUGCACCUGUUGUCGGGGCCGAAGACAGACAGGUCAGGCGGCACCCCUGCCCCAGAGCGCGUGUCUCCUGGCUUGCGGGGGUGCAGGGGUGGGGUGGUCUCCUCUUGCGGCGAGAGCAGUGAAAGGAAUCCGUUCAGCCCAACGCCAGCACUGUCGUCUUGUCGGUUUUCAAACACCAGGAACCCUAGGAAGACAAACAGCUGUGGCAUCUUUGGGAAGACUGUCAGAGAUGGAGAAAGGGAUGAAGCCUCUCCAAGACCCUUUUGCCUUCCGUUCUUACUACUAGUUUAAUAGCUAGAGCUAUUAAGAAUUGCAGUAUUGGGGCAUCUGGGUGGCUCAGCGGGUUAAAGCCUCUGCCUUCAGCUCCGGUCAUGAUCCCAGGGUCCUGGGA